This is a messenger RNA of Didymodactylos carnosus, 2694 nucleotides long. Lineage: Eukaryota; Metazoa; Rotifera; Eurotatoria; Philodinida; Philodinidae. The record is from the annotation of a GenBank genome assembly.
CAAGGGAAUAAACCUCAGUAUCAUGUUCUGCACAAGGAAAAACAUAGGUCAAUUCCAAUUCGAUUCCAAUUCUUGUCAAUUCCAAUUCCAAUUCUGGUCAAUUCUUGUCAAUUCCAAUUCCAAUUCUAGUCAAUUCUUGUCAAUUCCAAUUCCAAUUCCGGUCAAUUCCAUCAAUUCCAAGCUAAGAAUUGGAAUUGGAAUUGGUUGGACUCGGAAUUGGUGCAUGCCUAAUUGUUAAUGUGAUAGAUAAAGCUUUACAACCAAUGUUGUCUUUAUAAGCAAGUUUUUUUCGUGUUCUUUGAAAGUCGCUUCUAAUAAAUAGCUUCGGCGUUAUAGCAGAUUUACUCAUAAAUUUAACGUUGUUAUUUCUAAGUGAAUCCCUAGACAAUACAAACAUAAACGCUUUGUUUUAAGACUUUUUAAAAAAAUUAGCAUAGAUCUAGUGUAGAGAAUUUUAGAAAAAAAUUAACAUUAGUUACAAAAGAUAUCGGUUCAACUGAGUUUCAUACCCUUUCCUUUUUUGAAACAUGCAUGAAACAAUAUUGGGACAAAUUCAGUUUAUAAUAAAGAUCUUAAAAACAAAAAUGAUGCUUUCAUAGUAUGAAAUUUUGUAGUUAGGAAGAAUCCUUUUUUUUAACUAUUUUCCAGCAAAAUAUUUGAAAAACUGGACUUUUCAAACUUUAUAAAGAUAUUUGUCCAAAUUUUGCAUGUCAGAUUUUCAUUCGACACACUCUACAGCAUACACAGAAAAAAGUUAGCAUAAUCUCAUCUUCCUCAGCUUUAGAUAAUGAAAAUAGUUUGACUUUUUUGUAAAAUUAUUGUAAUGUUUUCCUGUAUAGGUUCAGGGCAUUUUUCACUUAUUAAUCUUAUGAUUUAAAGCAAUUAUUCAUCUCUAUUUGUAAAUUUACUUAGAUAAUUGAAGCUGAAGCUCUUUUAUUGGAACAAAAACGUCUGUCUGACAAUAAUGAUGUUAAUAAAUCUACAUCAGCUGAAAUCAAAACUAAAUUUUACACACUUAUACCACAUAAUACAAUUUUUGAAGUAAAUUUAAAUGACCAAAAAAUAUUACGAGAAAAAAUGGAUUUAUGUCAAAUGUUACAGGAUAUGUUAACUGUAAAUGAAAUGACAUGCUGGAAUACAAAGGCAUCAAUAGAAGCAAAAUAUCGUUCAUUAAAAUGUUAUAUAAAUACAGUUGAUAAAGAUACAUUUGAGUACAAGAAAAUAAGCGAAAUGAUUUAUUCAACAACUAAUAUAAAUGAACAAGUGAUUAUUCACAAUAUAUUUGAUCUAACCAGGCAAACGGAAAGAAUUAAUUUCAAAUCAAAUGUACAUAAUCAAUCUCUAUUAUUUCAUGGUUCCAAAUAUAGCAAUUUUCUUGGUAUCCUGUCUCGUGGUUUAUUAAUGCCAAAAAUACUUGUUAAUGAAGAAGGUGGUUCAAGAACUGAUAUUGGACAUUUGGGAUAUGGACUUUAUUUUUCUGAUUCAGUCAGUACAUCAUUGCAGUAUACUGUAAAGAGUAAUCAAAAUGAUAAACGUUUAUUGUGUAUGUGCAAUGUGGCACUAGGAAAUAGUGCAAAUUACUAUUCAUAUUCAUAUAAUUUAACACAGCCGCCAGAUGAAUACCAUAGUGUUCAUGGUGUUAAAAUGACAAAUGAAAACCGUUCAAUGUUUAAAGACAAUGAAUAUGUAAUUUAUAAUCUAGAUCAACAACGUUUAGUUUAUUUAGUUGAAGUAUCAUGGAAGCCAUAUGACACAGUUUCAAAAGUUCCAAAAAUAUUACCGCUCAUAAGAGAUCAACCACGAAUGUUAUCAGAUCAAGAAAUAUCUAUUGAAGUACCAGAUAUAAUAGACGAUGAACCAAUAAAACUUGCAGAACAAGAUUAUGGUCUUAUAUCAAAUUCGGGUCAACAAAUACCACUGAAAGCAUUUCACAUAAGAGCACAAUUGGUCGAUAUUACAGCUGAAGUUGUUUUAUAUCAACUUUAUCAUAAUAAGAAUUUACAAGCAAUCGAAGCAAAAUAUAUUUUUCCAUUAGAUGAACAUUCAACUGUUUGCGGUUUUGAAGCACAUAUUAAUAAUAAAAUUAUUAUCGGUGUUGUUAAAGAAAAAGAACAAGCGAAAAAAGAAUAUCGGGAAGCGAUUCAACAAGGACAUGGAGCUUAUUUAAUGGAUCAAGAACAGCCCGAAGUCUUCAGUGUUUCCGUGGGAAAUUUACCACCUAAUUGUGAAGUUGUUGUUAAGAUCACUUAUGUUUGCGAUUUGCCAAUUGAAAAUGAUGAUAUUGUAUUUCGUAUUCCAUCUAAAGUUGCAUCAUGGCAAGCAAAAGAAGCAAUUGAUGAUCAUAAUCAAACAUUAUUACCAUCAAUUGGUAUAACAGAUGUCGAUAUUAAUCAAAUGCAAUUUAGUCUAAAAGCAUCAAUUCAAAUGCCAUACGAUAUACAAAAAUUAUUUUCUCCAACACAUCGAGUAAGCCGUAAAUUAACCGAUUGUCAAGCAAUGAUUGAAUUAAUUGACAAUAUAUUUGAUAAAGAUUUCAUAUUAACAAUAACAUUGAAAACAAUGAAUUUACCAAGAAUGUUAGUUGAAACAUGGCCUAAUUCAGAAUCAAAAGUAUGUGUGUCUUCCACCAUCUUUGAUCAAACUAGCAGUGCUUUGUGGACAUUAAGCAGUAAUCAGGAAAUAUAUAUAACAUAG